Messenger RNA from Cuscuta campestris, 2989 nucleotides. Lineage: Eukaryota; Viridiplantae; Streptophyta; Magnoliopsida; Solanales; Convolvulaceae. The record is from the annotation of a GenBank genome assembly.
AUUCCAAACAUGUCAAACUUUGGAGUUUGGAAAGCUGUCGUCCCGUUGGGACCCGCCGCCCCCCCUCUCUCUCUCUUCACGAGAUUCUAGGCGCCUUGAACUGAGGGCUCACUACUACUGGUACACUGUAGUAGCAGCGCUGUAGUGUAAGCAUCCAUCAGAUCUUUCUUUCUCUCCUUCCCCAGGCCCAAAUUUCUGCUCUGCAAAUUUCUGCUACUCGAUCGAUCCCCUUAUGAACAGGAAGAAGCUGAAGAAGAACCCCUAAAAAGAUAUGGUUUACUCCCUCUCCGGCCUCCGGUUGCCCGCCGCUCCGUCGGUGUUGAAGCAUCAUCAUCAUCACUCGUCCAGCUCCCCCGCUGAUCCGAGGAAUGCCAAUCCUAGUAUCUUCCUUAAUAAAAAGAUGUCUUUUUCCCGGAAGAUCUUUGCUGGAAAAUCUUCGUACAAUCCCGAAUCGUCUUUCUCUACAGUUGCAGCAUCAGAGAAGGUCCUUGUUCCUGGUGACCCGAGCGAGGGAUCAUCAUUUUCAGAAGAUACCCAAGUAUCGGCUGAUGUGAGUAGCGUGGAGACUGAAGGGGGCAGAAACAGUGAAAGCAAUAUGAAUUAUGCCGAAGCAACAAGUGACUCUAAAGAAAGUGUUCAAGAGCAGGGCUUUGCUUCUACACUCCAAUCUGAAGAACAUGAUGAGGUGAAGGCUUCCCAAACAGAAAAUACUUCAGAUGACAUCUCUAUUGAGUCUGAAAUGACAAAAAAGAUGGUCAUUCCCCCUCCUGGAAUCGGCCAGAGGAUUUAUGAGAUAGACCCUCUCUUGAGAAAUUACCGCAACCAUCUUGAUUAUAGGUUUUCACUCUAUAGGAAAUUGCGGGAAACAAUUGACCAGCAUGAGGGUGGAUUGGAAGCAUUCUCUCGUGGCUAUGAGAAAUUAGGUUUCACUAGGAGUCCUACAGGUAUCACCUAUCGGGAGUGGGCUCCGGGAGCCACGUGGGCAGCACUCAUUGGAGAUUUCAACAACUGGAAUCCAAAUGCUGAUGUCAUGACUAGGAAUGAGUUUGGUGUUUGGGAGAUCUUUUUGCCAAACAAUGCAGACGGAUCGCCGGCAAUUCCACAUGGAUCCAGAGUGAAGAUACGCAUGGACACUCCGUCAGGCAUUAAAGACUCCAUCCCUGCUUGGAUCAAAUUCUCUGUACAAGCUCCUGGUACAAUUCCAUAUGAUGGAAUAUACUAUGAUCCUCCUGAAGAGGUGAAGUAUGAAUUUCAACAUCCACGACCAAAGAGACCAAAGUCACUGAGAAUAUAUGAAUGCCAUGUUGGAAUGAGUAGUCCAGAGCCUAAAAUAAACACAUAUGCAGAGUUUAGAGACGACGUGCUUCCUCGGAUAAAGAAACUUGGCUACAAUGCUGUCCAGAUAAUGGCCAUUCAAGAGCAUUCUUAUUAUGCUAGCUUUGGCUAUCAUGUUACAAAUUUCUUUGCACCAAGCAGUCGUUGUGGGACUCCUGAAGAUCUUAAAUCUCUGAUUGAUAGAGCUCAUGAACUUGGCUUGGUUGUUCUAAUGGAUAUUGUGCACAGCCAUGCAUCAAACAAUACUUUGGAUGGACUGAACAUGUUUGACGGUACUGAUAGCUGCUACUUCCACUCCGGGUCCCGGGGUUAUCAUUGGAUGUGGGAUUCCCGUCUCUUCAACUAUGGAAAUUGGGAGGUUCUUAGGUAUCUUCUCUCAAAUGCAAGAUGGUGGCUGGAUGAGUACAAGUUUGAUGGAUUCAGAUUUGAUGGUGUGACUUCUAUGAUGUAUACUCACCAUGGAUUGCAGGUAGCAUUCACUGGGAAUUACAGUGAAUAUUUCGGAUAUGCAACUGAUGUUGAUGCUGUGGUGUAUUUGAUGCUCGUCAAUGAUCUCAUUCAUGGCCUCUUCCCAGAUGCAAUAACCAUUGGUGAAGACGUUAGUGGCAUGCCUGCGUUUUGCAUUCCUGUUCGAGAUGGAGGUGUAGGUUUUGACUAUCGGCUUCAUAUGGCAAUUGCUGAUAAAUGGAUUGAGAUUCUCCAGAAAAGAGACGAGGAUUGGAAAAUGGGCGAUAUAGUUCACACACUAACAAAUAGAAGAUGGAUGGAAAAAUGUGUUUCUUAUGCUGAAAGUCACGACCAAGCUCUUGUUGGCGACAAAACUAUAGCUUUCUGGUUGAUGGACAAGGACAUGUAUGACUUCAUGUCUUUGGAUAGACCGUCAACACCAGCAAUAGAUCGUGGAAUAGCAUUGCACAAAAUGAUCCGUCUUAUAACUAUGGGAUUAGGAGGAGAAGGAUAUCUAAACUUCAUGGGAAACGAAUUCGGUCACCCUGAGUGGAUUGAUUUCCCUAGAGAUGACCAACACCUCCCGGAUGGUAAAUUUGUGCCUGGAAAUGGGAGCAGUUACGAUAAGUGCCGGCGCAGAUUUGAUCUGGGUGAUGCAAACUAUCUAAGGUAUCGGGGCAUGCAAGAAUUCGACCAAGCUAUGCAACACCUUGAAGAAAAAUAUGGCUUCAUGACGUCGGAGCACCAAUACAUAUCGCGCAAGGACGAAGGAGACCGGGUGAUUGUCUUUGAAAGGGGCGAACUCGUCUUUGUCUUCAACUUUCACUGGACAAAUAGUUAUUCAGAUUACCGUAUAGGCUGCUCCAAGCCCGGAAAGUAUAAGGUAGUGUUGGACUCAGACAGUGAGUUGUUUGGAGGCUUUGGCAGAAUUCAUCACGCCGCAGAGUUCUUCACACACGAAGGGUAUUACGAUGAUCGUCCCCGGUCCUUUAUGGUGUAUGCGCCGAGUAGAACCGCAGUGGUGUAUGGUCCAGCCGAGGACGAUGUAUCAAGACCGGUUGCCGAAUAGGCACAUCAGAUAGGUAGGGGCCAGCCAUUAUAUGUUCAUGACAGAGCAGUCAUCUAAGCAGCAUUCUGUAAUAUAUUUGUGUUUUUUGACAGAGCUAAACAAGAAGUGUUGUUUCUCACAGAGACACCUUUACAUAUA